AGGGAAGAUAGAGAAGAAGAAUCUGGCAGUGCUCCGUGGCCUUCCUGCAGCAGCUGUUCUUCCCCUCUCCUAAGCCUGUACCAUUAAGGAUGCUUUCUCAGGACUUUUGCCAUCAUUUUUGGUGAACGAAGGCAAUAGCUAAGCAUGACGACCAGCAGACGGCUCGAGGAGUCCAUGGGGGCUGUUCAAAUGGGGUUAGUCAGGAUACUGAAAGGGUUCCAGAGCAAGGUGCUGCCGCCCCUGAGUCCGAAGGUGGUCACCGAAGAAGAAGUGAACCAAAUGCUAACACCCUCGGAGUUCCUGAAGGAAAUGUCCCAGACCACAGAACAGAGACUGGCUAAUACACGGUUGAUGUGCCGACCACAGAUCAUCGAACUUUUAGAUAUGGGGGAAACGACCCAUCAGAAGUUUUCAGGAAUUGACCUGGAUCAGGCAUUAUUCCAGCCCUUUCCAUCAGAAAUUAUAUUUCAGAACUACACUCCCUGUGAAGUCUAUGAAGUUCCACUGGUUCUGAGGAACAAUGACAAAGUUCCAAGGAUGGUGAAAGUCGUUGAGGAAAGUUCACCUUACUUUAAAGUAAUCAGCCCCAAAGAUAUUGGCCACAAAGUAGCUCCAGGAGUGCCAUUCACAUUCCGAGUCGUCUUCACUCCGGAGGAGAACAAGGAUUACACCCAUAUGUUGACCUGUGUUACUGAAAGAGAAAAGUUUAUUGUACCCAUCAAAGCCAGAGGUGCUCGGGCCAUCCUAGAUUUUCCUGACAAGCUGAAUUUUGCCACUUGCCCUGUCAAAUACAGCACUCAGAAGAUUCUGCUGGUACGAAACAUUGGCAACAAAGACACUGUGUUUCACAUCACAACUUAUAGGCCGUUCUCUGUAGAGCCAUCUGUCGGAAGUCUUAGUGUGGGAGAGUCCAUGCAGCUGGAAGUGAAUUUCGAGCCACAAACCGUGGGCAAUCACAGCAAACGGCUUAUUGUGUAUUACGACACAGGUGAAAAAAUGUUUGUAUCCCUGUAUGGAGCUGCCAUAGACAUGAAUAUAAGGCUGGACAAGAAUUCUUUGAUCAUUGAGAAAACCUAUAUAUCUCUGGCCAAUCAGCGAACUGUAACUAUUCACAACCGCAGUAACAUCAUUGCCCACUUCCAGUGGAAGAUAUUUGCUACUCAGGAAGAGGAAGACAGAGAAAAGCAUAGGGUCUGUAGCAGUCUGAUCAAAGAAGAAAAGAAUGAGACUGAUGACUUUCUUGAAGAGUGUAUUGUCGAUCCUUCACUGCGAGAACGCCUUUCCAUUCUCUCCCGCACCUUUGAGAAUCAGAGAAGUCUGGUUCAGGAAGACAGCAUGCUCUUCUUGAACAAGGUUUUCGUUACCGAGCCUCUGGAAGGUGAUGUCUGGCCCAACUCAUCAGCGGAAAUCACUGUGUACUUUAACCCUCUGGAAGCCAGGCUCUACCAAAUGACUGUUUACUGUGACAUUUCAGGCCGAGAGAUCCGUCUGCCCCUUCGAAUCAAAGGGGAAGGAAUGGGACCGAAGAUUCACUUCAACUUUGAAUUGCUGGAUAUUGGAAAAGUUUUUGUUGGAUCUGUGCAUUGUUAUGAGGCAACCCUGUCCAACAAAGGCAGCAUUGACGGGCUCUUCAAUGUGAUCCCUGCCACUUCAGCCCUGGGGGCCUGCUUUGUUUUCAGUCCCAAGGAGGGCAUCAUCGAACCAGCCGGGGUCCAGGCUAUCCAGAUUACCUUCAGUUCUGCCAUCCUGGGCCACUUCGAAGAAGAGUUCCUGGUCAGUGUCAAUGGGUCACCCGAGCCUGUGAAACUGACUAUUAGAGGCUGUGUCAUCGGACCCACCUUCCACUUUAACGUUCCUGCUCUGCACUUCGGCGAUGUUUCCUUUGGGUUCCCUCAUACCUUGAUAUGUUCCCUCAAUAACACCUCCUUGGUCCCGAUGACCUUCAAACUGCGUAUCCCUGGGGAUGGCGUUUCCAGUUGUCGGGAUUAUUCGGACAACCAAGGCUCCUCUUGGAACAAGGGUGAAAUACCCAUAACGAAACCUAAAGAAUUCACCAUCACCCCCAGCUGUGGCACCAUUCGCUCCCAAGGAUUUGCUGCUAUCAGGGUGACCUUAUGCUCCAACACUGCGCAGAAAUAUGAGCUGGCCCUGGUGGUGGACGUGGAGGGCAUUGGGGAGGAAGUGCUGGCGCUCCUCAUCACAGCGAGGUGUAUUGUGCCUUCCCUCCGCCUGGUUAGUACAGAGGUGGACUUCGGACGCUGCUUCCUGAAGUACCCGUAUGCAAAAACCAUCCAGCUUGUCAAUCACGAUGACCUCCCAGGAUGCUAUGAGGUCUUGCCUCAGGUGCGCGAGGACUCGCCCGCUGUGCUGUACUCUUGCCCCAGCCCCCGUGGAAUCAUCUCUCCCCAGAGCACCGUUCACAUCCCCCUGACCUUGGAGACCCAGGUCCCUGGGAAACACAUGUCCCCACUCUACAUCUCAAUCUUCGGGAGCCAGGACCCCCCUGUGGUGUGUCACAUAAGGAGCAUUGGUGAAGGCCCAGUUAUCCACAUACAUCCCGUUCAAGUUGAUUUUGGCAAAAUCUACGUCUUAAAGGAGUCCUCCAGGAUUCUCAACCUCUCCAACCAGUCCUUCAUCCCUGGAUUGUUUAAGGCACACAUGGCACACAAAAAUUCCCUUUGGACAGUCGAACCCAACGAAGGUGUCGUUCCCCCGGAAAAUGAGGUUCAGCUGACACUGACCGCCAACCUGAAUGACAUAGUGACAUUCAAAGACAUGGUCAUUUUGGAAAUUAAAAAUAGCAACACCUAUCGGAUUCCGGUCCAGGCUUCAGGAAUUGGUUCCACCAUUGUUUCAGAUAAACCCUUUGCUCCAGAAAUCAAUCUGGGAGCAUAUUUUAGCCUGAACAUGUGUUAUUACAACUUCAAGUUGACCAACAAGGGCCGUCGCGUCCAACAGUUAUACUGGAUGAACGAAAAUCCCUGUCUCCAGAACAAGCCGAGCAAGAAAGGACCUGCCAACAGCCUCCCGCCAUGCCACAGCUCCCAGGCACCCAGGGACCCCCAGAGCCCUGUGUUUCAGCUUCAUCCCGUCAGGAUGGAGUUGCAGCCAGAGCAGACGAUCGAUGUGGUACUUGAAGGCUAUUCUGCUACUCCCAGGAUAGUCGAAGAAAAGCUCGUGUGCCACGCCGUUAUUGGGAGACAGAAGAGGAAGAGCAUGGUGAUAACCGUGAACAUCAUCUGCGAGUUUAUAGAGCCGCUUAUCCAGCUCUCCACCAAGCAGCUCUUAUACCGACUGGAGAAGAAACCAAACACUGUCUUGAAACCUGAUUACCAGCCCUUGGUCAUGAAGAACAUUUCCACCCUGCCCGUGAACGUGUUGCUUUCAACGAGCACACCCUUCUUCAUCUGUGAGACUGAUAAGUCUCUGCUGCCCUUGCCCCCUGAGCCUGUUAAACUGGAGAUUGGGGAAGAAAAGAGCCUGCUGAUCAAAUUUGACCCUUUCUACAGACACGAUCUGAACAACUGGGUGGCAGAGGAAACUCUAGCAAUCAAGUACCUGGAGCACCCUCAGGUAGACAGCCUGAAGCUGCGUGGGGAAGUGCACUUCCCCAACCUCAGCUUCGAGACCAUGGAACUGGACUUCGGCUGCAUUCUGAACGAUACGGAGGCGAUCCGCCACAUGACAGUCGCCAACUGCAGCCCCCUGGUUGUGAAGUUCCGCUGGUUCUUCCAGGCGAACAGCGAGGAAAAUCAAAUAAGAUUUGUAACGUGGCUGCGGAAGCCCGACAGUGCCCUCCUGUCCCAGCGAGAGUCCAUCCUGGGGACCUCAGCCUCCGCCAGCUCAGGAGCAGUCUCAGCAAUACAGUCCCCUGAGAUUGCUCUAAGUGGUUUUGAGUGGAGGGAAGAAGACAGGGUCGUUGUGUUGGAGACUGUGCCGAUUGUCCCUGUGGAUGAAGAUUUUGGGUCUAAAGGAAGAGGACACAAAAAAGCAGAAGAGCCUGACCUGCACAUCUCAGAUGUGUUUGAUAUUUUGCCCCUCUAUGGAGAGCUGCGGCCACACGGUAGCCACCAGGUGGCUUUCACCUUCUAUGGACACUGUGACAUCAUUGCACAGGCUAAAGCUCUGUGCGAAGUGGAAGGAGGGCCCACCUAUGAGAUAAUACUGAAGGGAGAGGCAUCCGUGGUCAGCUAUUCCUUUGACGCCAAGGACAUUGACUACGGAUUACAGCUGUUUGACCACGUCACAGAGAAUGAAAUCACAGUGAAGAACACCGGGAAAGUCGGCUUCCAGUUCAAGGUGCUGACUGAUCACCAGUCUUCGCGAGACAACCUUAUGCCCGGCGUGCCGCUGACCCUGCCGCUCUCAGGUUUCGUCGGUUCACUUCAAGAGCAGGUGUUGAAGGUUUACUACUUGCCUGGAGUACCUGGGGUCUUUCAAAGAAGUUUCCAGAUACAGAUCGCCCACCUGGACCCAGAAAAGAUCACACUGAGUGGAGAGGGAAUCUUUCCCCGAAUCUGCCUCGACCUCCCCAGAAACCUCAAAGGAAAUGAAAAAUAUGAAACCUUCUUGAAUAAGGCCAGAAAAAAACUAGAAAAAGAGUUCCACAAAUAUGAAACAUUGAAUCACUUAGAGACAACUGAGGAAAUACCUGAGGAUGAAUCUUCCGAGUUAAAUGCUCAGCUCCAGAUGGAAGUAGAGCGACUCCUAGUCCAAAACUACGCCAUAGAACAUCAGAAAACAGUUGUCCCUGACCCCUCGGAUAAUGUCAGCCACUGGAGUCGCCUCAGAAUGACCAAAAUCCAGCUGCCAGAGUACAUCCUGGACUUCGGCCACAUCAUCCUUGGAGACGUCCGAACACACAUCAUCAAGAUCACCAACACCAGUCAGAUCCCAGUGUCCUUCCACGCAGAAAGGCGUGUCCUUCACGACACAGGCUUUAGUACUGACUUAGACCGUGUAAAGAAUCUGCCUUACUGCGAAACAGAAACAUUUGAAGUAAGAUUUGACCCACACGGGACCAACCUUUCCGUUGGCAACAAAGAGGUCGUUCUGCCCAUCAAGGUGGUUGGGGGGCCAACAAUUCACAUCUGUCUGCAAGCCAAGGUGACCAUUCCCACUAUGACUCUGUCUUGUGAGAAAGUGGAGUUUGCCACGAUCCAGUGUGGACACUGCCUUGUGGAAACUGUUCAGCUUUCCAAUAAUCUUCAAGUUCCUUGUGAAUGGUUUGUCCACAGCCAUAAGCUAUGUAACAAGCUGGAGAAACACAUGCCAAAGUACUUAAGACAGAAACUGUAUGCUGAAUUAAAGCCAAAGACACGGAUCUUUGAGAUCCAGCCUACUUCUGGGGUCUUGGAUCCUGGUGAGAGAUUCAACGUGCAAGUGAAAUUCAUGCCUAAAGAAGAGAGAUUCUACAGCCAAACCCAGACGUUCCAGAUUGCGCGUGGUACUCAGAAGCUUACACUGCUGACACAGGGGCAAGGUUUGGAGCCACGCUUGGAAUUCAGUCCUUCCGUUCUGGAGCUGGGGCCACUGCUGCCCUACGCACCCGGGGACGAGGCCGAGGUGGUGGUGAAGAACCCCUGUGACUUUCCCAUUGAGUUUUACUCCUUGGAAUUUGACCAGCAGUAUCUCAUCGAAGAGAAGAUCUUGCGGACGCUGAAGGGCUAUGAUUCCUACAACACCCUGCUGCUGCCACCCCGCAUCCCUGGGGAGAAGCUGCCCACAGAAAUGUACGAGUACUUCAAUGAGAUGAAGCAGUCAAAAGAGGAGCAGCUGAAGGUGAAAUACCUGGAGGCUCUGGUGCAGGAUAAUGAAGACGAAGAAAUAUCCCCGUUGGAUCAGGGAGCCUCCAACAGCCUGAAGAGGCCCUCACUUAACCACGGGAUCUCUGUCAUGUCUGACCUGACAGACCAGAAUGAGUUCAAGAACAACCUGUAUGAAGAGGACGAUGACGACAGCCUGGAAAAAAUAGUGUUUCAAACGGACAAGGUACAGAGCACUGACAGCCACUCCUCAGAGGAAGUCGGAGAAAUAGAGAACAACCCCGUGAGCAAGGUCAUCUCUCGCUACCUGGGCAUUGAUGUCUCCACAGAAAGCAACGUGACCAACAACCAGAAGGGCAUCGCCAUCAUCAUCCACGGGACACCCCUGUCAGGAAAGUCCGCCACGGCAGCCAGCAUGGCCAAGCACUACAACGCAGCCUGCCUGAGCAUCGACUCCGUCGUGCUGGAAGCCAUCUCCGAGGGCAGCAUCCCGGGGCUGCGGGUCCGAGAGCUGUGCAUCAAGGCCGCCAUAGAGCAGUCCAUGCGGGAAGGAGAGGAGUCUGCCCAGGACACUGCUUCGGCCCAAAUUUCCAUUGGACCCCUACAACUGAGCACUGAGACCCUGGGCAAGUUAACCUCAGAAUCCGCCCUGGUAACUCCAGAAACAAAAGGUGCAAAGCCUGUGCGCGGGAGCUUGCUGAUUGGCAAAAGCAAGGCAGAGAGCCACGCCUCUGGGUCUCAGAAGCAGCAGCAUCAGCACCCGCCCGAAACACCACAGGUUUCCUCCAGUCCCCUCCCCUCAGGGCCAACGCCACGCAGGCUCAGUGUCAGCCCCAGUGUCGGAGGGGACACCGGGCUCCUGAGCUGUGUGCUGCCUGAGGAGCUGCUCACCCAGAUCCUGUCUGAACGUAUACAGCUGAGUGACUGCUACCAAGGGGUGGUGUUUGAUGGCCUCGAGACACUCUUUGCUCGGAACGGGGCUGCUGCCCUCCUCUGCCUCCUGAAGGCCUUUGGCAACCGGGACCACAUCUAUGUUCUCAACAUCGCCCAGGAUUACGCAGCCAUGAAGGCCCAGGAGAAAGCCAAAAAGGAACAAGAAGAGCACAAACGCAGGGAAGCGCUUGAGAAAGAGAAGCAACGUCUCCAAAAUAUGGACGAGGAAGAAUAUGAUGCCCUGACAGAGGAAGAGAAGCUCAAGUUCAACCGGGAAAUUCAGCAGGCCCUCUGGGAGAGGAAGAAAAGGGAGCUGGAGAGAUUAGCAAGGGAGAUGCAAGAAAAGAAGCUACAACAGGAGCUCGAGCGGCAAAAAGAAGAAGACGAGCAAAAAAAGAAGGUCAGGAAACCAAAGCAAGGACCAGCGAAGGAGGACUCGCCUCUGAAGAAAUCCCAGACGUCAAGCCGGCAGACUCUUACUUUUUCCAAACUAGAUGUCAAGAUGGACUCAAUAGAAAGAAAAGUAUCUGAGAGGGAGCCAGUAACGUCUGAGAAGGAAGAACUGGCCAAGAAGAAAAAGAACCAACUGGCAGAUAACCUCCUGGGGGUCCCUCUUGCCCAGGAGCAAGAGGACAGUGAAGCAGACCUCCUGAAGGAAGCCGACAAGCCUUUGGCCCAAAAGUUUAAGAUCUACGAGUUGACUUUGAAGGAUAUCCAGAGCAUCCUCGCUUACUGGGACCGGAAGCAAGGAGUUCAAGUGCAUCACACUGGGGCUGACGACCUGGCCCACGAGUCCAAUGACCAGCGCCAGGUCCCAUCCACGGGGCGCAGAGGCCGCAAGGACCGGGAGCGGGAGCGCGCGGAGAAGGAGCGGGCUGAGAGGGAGCGCCUGGAGCGGGAGAAGGCCGAGAAGGAGCGUCUGGAGAAACUCCGGGCACUGGAGGAGCAGAGCUUUGGAGGAGAGGGGGACAAGGAGGAGGACCAUGAAGGAAAGAGGGACCUGGGGGUGCCAUUCAUAAAUAUCCAUAUACCCGACUUGGAAGGCUCCAGCUGGAAGCAGGCCCUGGAGACUGACAGGCUUCCCAAAGUGGAUCAGAUCCUAGACGCCUUGGGCCUGGGCACCUCUGGACUGCCCAUCCCGCCUCCUGUCUUGUUCUCAGUCAUCUCCUACCCUGUGAAGCGGCUGCCCCUGGCCUUAACGGAAACCCUGGAGCACUUUGUGUUUGUGACUCCGCCAUCCGAAGAGCUCUCCCUGAUGGAGGACAGAAGAGACGAGUCAGAAGAAGAUCUUUUGAACACCACCACCGCAAGCUCUCUGAAGGAGGAGCUGACCGUGUUAUCUAAGGGGAGCAAACAGAAACUGAAAGAAAAACUAGAACAGGUUCGAGAGACUCCAAAGGACAAACGCCCCGUGGCCGGCAACAGGAAGAGCGUUUCUUCAGGAACUUCUGGAGCCAUUGCCUCACCGUCAGAACUAGACUCCGACAACUUGUCUGAGCAGCUCUCCCAGGAGAAAUUCAUCAGGCUGAAUUAUUUCCGGUGGAUCGUGCCACCCAAUGGCGAGGUGACACUGCGAGUGCAGUUCUCGGCCAGCGAUCUCGGGAACUUCGACCAGACGUUCAACUUCGAGAUCCUUGGGACGUGCCGCCAGUACCAGUUGUAUUGCCGGGGCGUCUGCACUUUCCCGUAUAUCUGCCAAGACCCAAAAGUGGUAUUCCCGUACCGAAAGGUGGACAUGAAAGCAGAUGAGAUCAUCUUUAAGAAGUAUGUUGCGAGCAUGGAGAGGUUUUACUUCGGGCCACUGCUCUGUGGAAAAUCAAGAGAUAAGUACAAGUCCUCCACGUUCCCGGGCAACAUGGUGACACUGACAAUCCUGAACAAUUCCCCAAUGGUCGCAGAGCUGUUCUUCUGUUUCCAGCACGAUAUCAAAGCAAACACCUACUUUCUGGAACCCGUGAACAUGAUUCUAAAACCUGGUGAAAAGCAGGAACUGACUGUGUGGGCCUACCCCACUGCAGUUGGUGUCUUUGAAGACAGCAUUGUCUGCUGCAUCAAGGACAACCCAGAGCCAGCCAUCUUCAAAUUAAGCUGCCAGGGAGUCCGCCCAGAACUGGAAGUGGAGCCCAGGCAGUUGCAUUUCGAACGGCUUCUGCUGCACAGAAAAGAAUCCAAAGUAGUUCUUCUCCGCAACGUCACAGCCCUGCCGGUGGCCUGGCGCAUCACCAGCCUGGAGCACCUGGGGGAGGACUUCUCCGUGUCCAUGAUGCAGGGCACCAUCCCCGCCAAGGCCGAGUACAGCCUGCAACUGCACUUCCAGCCCUCCAAACCCAUCACCAUGAAGAAGGCGAUUCGGUUAGAGGUGUUGGACACGGACAACCUCGUGGGCGUUGUUCAAAUCGAAAACAUCCUGAUCCUUGCAGAAUCAUAUGACAUCGCCUUGGACAUCACUUUCCCCAAAGGAGCUGAAGGAGGCCUCGAUUUUGGGAUUGUGAGGGUCUUGGAGGAGGUGAAGCAGCCCCUGCAACUGAAGAACCGUGGGAAAUACGAAAUCAUGUUCAGCUUCUCUGUGGACUCCAUAGGGAUUCCUGUGACCAAUAUAAAUUCUAUGAUUUUAUUCCAACCCAAGAAGGGUUCACUGUCCCCAACAGAAAAGCCCACAAAUGUCCAGGUGUUCUUUCAUUCAAAAAAGGAAGUGAAGAUAGAGCACCAGCCAAUCCUGCGCUGUCAGAUCAUUGAGCCCAAUAUUGCAGAAGGAGGUGAAAUCAUCGCCAGCAUCCCAAUUAAGUUUUCUGUGAAUGCCGUGUUCUCUAAGUACAACAUCACCCCCUCCUCCGUCAUCAACUUCGGGGCUUUGAUCUGCGGCACUCGCAAGAGCACCACCUUCACCAUAGAAAAUCAAGGUGUUACUGACUUCAGGUUUGGCCUUUAUAGGACGACGGGGGUGAGCUCCAUUCAUCAAAAGAAAGUAGCCAGCCAUAUUAGGCAUGCAAGGUCCCGGGAAAGCGAGAACUUCUACAAGGCUGGCUCUUCAAAAAUAACCAAGUUCUCCGAGUCUGUUCAGAAAGAACUAAACAUCUCUAACCAGGCUCGCUUCACCCACGGCAUGUUCACCGUGUACCCUGGGUUUGGCACCAUCCCUCCCGGAGGAACACAGACCGUCAAUGUUGACUGCGUGGCUGACCCUGUGGGCAAGUGUGAGGAGUUUAUAGCUAUUGAUAUCUCUGACCGAGACCCAAGAGACCAUCCUGCUGGCAUUCCUUACAGCCUGUUGGUGGAAGCCUGUAUCCCAGGCUUCGUGACUGACAACAAUGCCUUGAUAUUUGAGGAACACCAGAUCUGCAGCAGUGCCAACCUGCACAGCAUGCUGCAGACCACGGAGACCAGGGGGCUGUUUGUGGAGGAUGAAAACAAGUUCAUCUUCAGCAGUGUCCUGGUAGGCCACCAGGCCAAGGCUCGGUUCAAGAUCAGCAACGUGGGAAAGAUCGCCUGUGAUGUGAGCAUUGUAGUUAAGCCUGUCUCCAGCAAGAUCACUGCCCGCAUCGUCGACAUCUUUGAAGUGGAACCCAGCAAGAUGUGUAUUGCCAGUCGCUCACAUGCCUUUGUCACAGUGUCCUUCACCCCCCAGACCAUGCAGACCUACCAGUGUAUCUUCGAGGCCACCUUGGACGGCUUGCCCAGCAACCUGACCAAGAACCGAAACCUCGUGUUUGAUAUCGUGGGAGAGGGGAACCUCCCUCGAGUGAGCGUGGUGCGGCCAAUUCUCCAUAACCAGCAUGGAAACCCCUUGCUCCUCUUUAAGAGGCUUCUUCUUGGUCAUUCAGAGAAACUACCUCUCAUCUUCAAGAACAAUGGCACUAUCCCUGCCAAGCUGCACAUUGACCUGCAGGACCAGCUAGAAGUCUUCUCCCUGAAAGGGAGGCCCACUACCUCCUAUAUCUACAUCAUAGAGGAAAACACAGCCCAGGCAAAAGCAAAGAAGGCUCACACAGCCUCCCUGAUCAUUCUUCCUGGAGACACAGCCGAAUUCGAUGUUGUUUUUCACUCCCAAAAGGUUGGGAGGUUGACAGGCAACAUCCACUUGUCAGUGGUCAACAAUCAGUAUGAGGACACGAACAUCCACAUGGUGGGAGAAGGCUACGAGGACGACAUCACCUUGGACAACAUCCAUGGGCUGGUGGCUUCCGCCAGCCAGGAGGCCUUAGAUAGCUCUGAGGUCACCGUGGAAACAACCAUGGAAGACUUGGUGGAAGCUGCCCUGGUGGACCACAUUCAGUUUGGGGACUGCCACGUUGGAAACAGCUAUAACGUGAGCUUCACAGUCACUAACCACAGCCAAGUGAAUGUAAUACGGUUUGAGUGGCCUGUUUUAGCUACAGUUUCCUUUUCCCCACAGAUAGGGCACCUCCACCCUGGGUGUGCCAAGGACAUAGUGGUAACCAUGAAGUCAGAUGUGCCCAUCAGCCUGAAGAAUAUGGGGAUCAGGUGCAAGCUGUCCAAGAUCAUGUUCCAGCAACCUGCGGACCAGGUGCCCGACUGGGACGACCGCAUGCACACAGUCAAGUGGGUGGACAUGCCCAGAAGCACCCCCGGGACUUUCACCACGAAACGAAAAGUGGUAGAGACGGACCCCGAGCCUGCUCACUCAGUACUGGAAGAAAACUACCGAGAACUGCAGCUUCAGAUCAGCGCCAAUGUGAAUUUCGCCUCGUACAAGUGCCAAACGGGCGACGUGCGCUUUAAGGAAACGCUAGUUUACCAGACCCGAGUGUUUGAGCUGGAACUGACUAAUACAGGAAGUGUGCAGCUGGAAUUCAGCUGGACCUCCGAAGAGACAGCCAAGGCCGUCAGCUUCGCAAUGCCAGAUAACCAAGGUUCCUCUCAAAAAGAUCAGCUGAGCCAGGUCACACUGCCCACGGGCAGCAGUCUGGACAGCGCCGUGGACCACGGGAACGGAGCUCCCCCACUGUCCUUCUCUGUGGUGCCCCCCUCAGGCACUGUGCCCGUGGGGAAGACUGAGAAGAUCAACGUGAAAUUCUCCCCACUGGAGGUUGGAGACUUCGAGAGCACUCUUACCUGCCAGAUUCCCAACCUGCCACCUGGAGAACAAGGCCCAGUUGUGUCAGCAAAAGGGCGGAGCCUCCUGCCGAUCUGUCAUUUUGAGCUGAAAGACUCAGAUUACAUCAGUGGUCACCGGCGAAACCCAGACCUCCGGGGGCCUGGUGGUGGGGUCCUGGAUCCAAACACCCGGGUGAUCGAGUUCACCAGUGUGGGCAUAGGAGGGAAGAAUCUCCGGACUUUUACAAUCCUCAACCCAACCACUAGCACCUACUCCUUCUGCUGGAUCUCUGAAGAAAUUGAAAGUCUCCAGAACCCUCCAGCCUUCACGUGCCUUACAGACAAGGGCUUCAUCCUCCCAGAAAAGAAAGCUGAGAUUGUCUUCCAGUACACGCCUUUCCAUCUGAACAUCACAGAAGCAUUCUGGACUUUCUCAAUCCCUGAACACAACAUCACAGUCCCUUUCCUGCUGGUAGGCAAAGCCUCUGACCCUCUCAUCAAUCUGGAUAAGUCCCACCUCAACUUCAGUUGUCUCCUCAUUGGCCGAGAAGCCAGGGAGACCGUGCACAUCAUCAACAGGGAGGAGCAGGGAUUCAGUUUUGCCUUCCUGGAAAACUCCCGAUACUCGGAAGGGUUCAGCGACAGCCUGGUCGUCUCUCCCAUGGAAGGCUGGCUCUCACCGCAGUCCAGGCUACCAGUUGAUAUUUUCUUCACACCAAAGCAGGAAGGAGAUGUGAACUUUAAUUUGAUCUGCAAUGUAAAAAAUAAAGCCCACCCUUUGACCUUAAAUGUCAAGGCUGAGGGCUACACUAUGAAUGCAAAUGUCAAGUGCAAAGACAGGACUGGUUCAUCCACUCUCUUGACUCCCAAUCAGACUACGGUUGUCAACUUCUAUGAGGUGGAGCUGAAUGAAUGUGUCCAGUGUGAAUUCACCUUCAUCAACACUGGGAAGUUCAACUUCAACUUCCAGGCAGAGCUAUCUGGCCCCAAAGCCCUGCUGCAGUACUUGGAGUUUUCACCCACUGAUGGCAAAGUGGACAUGGGGCAGAGUGCCCCUGCCUUCCUGUCUUUCCAACCAUUUAAGAAAUGUGUCCUGAAGGGCCUGGAACUCAGAAUCAAGAUAAGCCACGGUCCAACAUUUAUGUGCAGCAUCUCAGGCUGUGCUGUGAGCCCUGCUAUCCAUUUCUCCUUCACCAGCCACAACUUUGGGACCUGCUUCAUCUACCAAGCCGGGAUGCCCCCAUACAAACAAACUCUGGUCAUCACCAACAAGGAGGAAACGGCUAUGAGCAUAGACUGUUUGUACACCAACACCAACUACCUUGAGGUGAACUUCCGUGUCGAUGUGAUAAAGCCAGGAAAGACGAUGGAGAUUCCAAUCACCUUUUAUCCUCGAGAAAGUAUCAGUUAUCGAGAACUCAUCCCCUUUGAAAUCAAUGGGCUCUCGCAACAAGUAGUUGAAAUCAAAGGGAAAGGCACCGAAAUGAAGAUUUUAGUCCUAGAUCCAGCCAAUAGGAUUGUGAAGUUAGGAGCUGUCCUGCCAGGACAGGUUGUGAAAAAAACAGUCUCCGUCAUGAACAACAGCCAAGCCCAGCUCACAUUUAGCCAGUCAGUCCUGUUCUCGACUCCAGAACUCCAGGAACCUAAGGUCAUCACCUUGGUUCCAUUCCACAACAUCACUCUGAAGCCCAAGGAAGUCUGUAAGCUGGAAAUCAUCUUUGCCCCGAAGAAGCGUGUCCCCCACUUCUCCGAGGAAGUGUUCAUGGAAAGCAUGGGGCUCCUGCGCCCCCUCUUUCUCCUCAGCGGCUGCUGCCAGGCUCUGGAGAUCUCCCUGGACCAGCAGCACAUUCCCUUCGGACCAGUCGUGUUUCAGACGAAAGCCACGCGUCGCAUCCUCAUGUUGAACACAGGCGACGUGGGUGCAAGGUUUAAAUGGGAUGCCAAAAAAUUCGAGCCUCAUUUCUCCAUCAAACCGGAAGAAGGCUAUAUCACUACAGGCAUGGAGGUUUCUUUCGAAGUCACCUACCGCCCCACGGAGGUGGGCAAGGAGAGUUUCUACAAAAAUUUGCCCUGCUUCAUCCAGGGAGGCAGUCCUCUGAGCCUAACCCUGUCUGGAGUCUGCGUAGGACCACCUGCAGUAAAAGAGGUGGUAAAUUUUACCUGCCAGGUACGCUCCAAGCACACACAGACCAUCAUGCUUUCUAAUCGCACCAACCAGACCUGGAAUCUGCACCCCAUCUUUGAGGGUGAGCACUGGGAGGGGUCUGAGUUCAUCACCCUGGAGCCCCAUCAGCAAAACAAGCCCUAUGAGAUUACCUACAGGCCGCGCACCAUGAACUUGGAGAACCGCAAGCAUCAGGGCACCCUCUUCUUCCCUCUGCCAGAUGGGACCGGCUGGCUGUAUGCACUGCAUGGCACUACUGAGCUCCCAAAACCCGUGGCCAAUAUCUACCGAGAAGUACCAUGUAAGACGCCCUACACUGAGCUCCUGCCAAUCACCAACUGGCUGAACAAGCCCCAGAGAUUCCGGGUCAUUGUGGAAAUCCUGAAACCAGAGAGGCUAGACCUGAGUGUCACCCUAAAGGGCCUUGACUACAUCGAUGUGCUGUCUGGAGCCAAGAAAGACUACAAGCUGAACUUCUUUUCCCACAAGGAGGGGCUCUACAGUGCAAAGGUGAUCUUCCGAAACGAGGUGACCGGCGAGUUCUUAUACUACAUGGUGAGUUUCAGGGUCAUCCCCUCAGGCGUCGUCAGAACCAUCGAGAUGAUGAGCCCCGUGCGGCAGAGCACCUCGUCCUCCGUCAAGGUGGAGAACCCCCUGCCCUACUCGGUGACCUUCGCCGUGGAAUGCAGGGUGCCCGACAUCAACCUGCCCUCCCAGUUUGUGGUGCCUGCCAACUCUGAGGGCACAUUCUCCUUUGAAUUCCAGCCCCUGCGAGCUGGAGAAACCUUCGGGAGACUAGUUCUGCACAACAGUGAUUUGGGUUACUACCAGUAUGAGCUCAACUUGAAGGCUAUGCCAGCACUGCCUGAAAAGCCCAUCCACUUCCAGGCUGUUCUUGGCAGCGGCCAGAGCAUCUUUGCCAAGAUCAUCAAUUACACCCGGCAGAAGACAGAAUACUACUGCAGGACCGACUGUCUCGACUUCCACACGGAGAAGGUCGUUAGCGCGGCCCCGGGGGCUCAGGGAGGCACGGAGGUCAGUGUGGAGGUCUACUUUGAGCCCAGCCACCUGGGCGAGACCAAGGGCAUCCUGAGCCUCUCGUCACUGGCAGGCGGGGAGUAUACCAUCCCCCUCUUCGGAAUGGCCCUGCCCCCCAAGCCACAAGGCCCCUUCCUGAUCCGAGCCGGAUACAACAUAGUCAUCCCCUUCAAGAAUGUGUUCUACCACACGGUCACCUUCUCCUUCAUCGUGGAGAACCUGGCCUUCUCCAUCCGGGCCGUAGACACGGUGCGGCCCAAGAAGAUCAACAACAUCACAGUCUACUUCGACGGAAACCCGUCGGGCAGCAAAACACCCAUCACCAGCAAGCUGAUUGUGGUGUGCCCUCCCGGCGAGGGCAGAGAAACAAGAAUUAAAUGGGUUUAUUAUCUGAAGGGGAUCACCCCUUAGUGGUAACCAGAGCCAGCUGCACCAAGAAAGAGCCCUCCCCUCAGCCUUAAUAUCUAUGGACUGUGCUGGCCCGGUGAACAGAGAAAAAAAUCAGAAUUCUAAAGGCACUGUUUUCCCUCUUCAUUCAAUUACAGGGGCACUUAUUUCCAUAUCAAAUGUGUUCCAAAUUAUAUGCAUGAUAAACA
This is a messenger RNA of Phyllostomus hastatus (greater spear-nosed bat), 15551 nucleotides long. RefSeq names its product HYDIN axonemal central pair apparatus protein (gene HYDIN). NCBI's taxonomy places the organism in Eukaryota, Metazoa, Chordata, Mammalia, Chiroptera, Phyllostomidae. Gene Ontology annotation, biological process: axonemal central apparatus assembly; cilium movement. The transcript has 86 exons. Gene Ontology annotation, cellular component: axoneme. The record is from RefSeq and is a predicted model, not a curated record. The coding region runs from base 145 to 15366 and encodes 5073 amino acids.